CUACUUUACCACUACCAAUAUCCCCCCAGUGCCAGUAUGAGAGACACCGUUUUGUUUUUGCAUGUAAAAGUGAAAGCAACAAAAUAUGCACACAGAGAACAUUAAUAGGGAAAUAUGUCAGCUUAGUUGGUUUUGAGAAUUUCUUGAAGCUCUUCUUAAGUUUUCUCAAGAAUACAAGGGUUGUGAAAAUGAAGAAGGAAAUUUGGUUUCCAAGCAGUGACAUGCUAUAUGAAGUAUUACCGAAAUUGUCUACUAAGGAUUUGCUGAAAUUGAAGUGUGUGUCUAAGGGAUGGCAAUGUCUUAUAUCUGACCGCAGUUUCAUCCAAGGUCAGUUGAAAAAGAUGGAACCUCUCACAGGUUUCUUCUACCAGGGUAGGUACCAGUGGUGUGAUGAAGAUUAUGAAUGGAUCAGCUUCAUAACUAUGGAAAGAGUUACCACUGAAGUCCAUAUUGAUGUUCUUGAUUUCCUCCCAGAACGUAUUGUCAUCCAGGAUUCAAGUUAUGGACUUAUCUGUUGUCGAAGUAGCUUUCCUUGUCAUGUUCCUGUAAUCUACAUCUGCAACCCUCUGAAUAAGGAGUGGAAAGAACUUCAGUGGCCAAAUCCUUCCAGAGAAAGCUGCAUAACCUUGGUUUUUGAUCCAUUCAAGAACCCGAUUGAUGCAUUCACAAAUUUUAAGGUUGUGAUAGUUAGCCAAAAUGAAACUAGCAGAGAAGGAGAUGGGUAUUUCUCUUUUAACAUUUAUUCAUCAGAAACAGGAGAAUGGAGAAGAUCCGGAGAGAUUUGUCUUUGCAAUCACAACAUGCAGAAAAAAGGAAGCAUCUGUGUAAAAGGGAUUCUAUAUUGGCUUACUGAUGGAGACGAAAUCCUUAUGUUCGAUCCAGAAAAUGAGAUAUCUUGGUUGAUAAUGGUGCCACUCCCCACCACCCAGUUCAAUUUAACACCCGAGAUGUGCAUGGGAGAAGCUGAAGGAAAGCUACAUUAUGUGUUGAUUUCUGAGCACGGGCUUCAGUUAUGGGUGCUAAAGGAUCACUUUACUUCUCAAUGGGAUCUUACUUCUACAAUCUCCUUGGAAUUGCUGGAAAAAGAAAACGACAAGCAUCUGUUCAGGGUAGCUGAAAAGUUAUCAAAAGACUAUAAUUCCGGGUACCCUUGGAUUGGGACUCUAGCUUUCAAGGACAACAUCUUGCUUAUGAGGGUUGCAGCUGAUAUCUAUUUGUAUCACUUUGAGACAAGGAAGAUGCGACACCUCUGCAACCUUUCUGCUCUUGCGCCAAAGCCUUUUUUUUCUGCUAUUGUGGUUCCAUAUACAAUGAGCUUAGUCCCACUUGCUUAGGCAUAAAAAAGUCACUCUUUUCUCCUUUGAUUUAGCAAUGUACAUGGGCCAUGACCGAUAUGUUCUUUCUGAAUAUGCUUGGGAUAUCCAUCAGUUUUUGUUCCAUCCUUGGUGUGAGCAUGUUUAGAAAGGCUUUAAUUGCACUAGUUUUUAAUUAUAUGGAAGUGCAUAUGAUGCUGAUCAGACAGAGAUAUUAAACAGGAAAGUCACAAUUACUUUAUCUUAGGUUGUGAUCUAAUGUCAAGCUUUAAUAGAUCUGAGGCAUACUAUGAAUGGUUU
This is a messenger RNA of Solanum dulcamara, 1613 nucleotides long. Its product is annotated as F-box protein At3g57580-like. The record is from RefSeq and is a predicted model, not a curated record. Lineage: Eukaryota; Viridiplantae; Streptophyta; Magnoliopsida; Solanales; Solanaceae. The transcript has 2 exons. Gene Ontology annotation, molecular function: protein binding. The coding region runs from base 189 to 1334 and encodes 381 amino acids.